Messenger RNA from Symbiodinium sp. CCMP2592, 1155 nucleotides. NCBI's taxonomy places the organism in Eukaryota, Dinophyceae, Suessiales, Symbiodiniaceae. The record is from the annotation of a GenBank genome assembly.
AUGUCCCAGCAAGACCUGCCCGUGGUGACGCCGAAAGAGGAAGCUGAUCAGGCUCUGCCCCAGCGCUCUGCUUCCGAGUCCUCAUCUGACUGGUGGUGGCACCGUCGUCAUUGGGCUUGGGCCCGUCGACACCGCCGCUAUUACUCCGGGAAGUAUGGGUACUCCUAUGGGAAGCCUACGACCACCGAGCCGCCAACGACCACCGAGCCGGAUGUCACAACGAGCACCACGACCUCGACGUCGAGUGCCAGCAGAGCCCCGGAUGUUGGACCCGACCCUUUUGACAGAAUUCCAUGUCCAGGAGGCAUCAAAGGCCCUGGUGCUCGCUGGCGUGACACUGUCAAUUUGAGAGUUACCGAGUUCCACUUCUACGCAGGCCUGGGUAACCUGGGCGUGGGGAACCGGCGGAACGAUCUUUGCCAGCCCGGCGGCGGUGGCCCGCCAUGCUUUGUUCCAAGUGGGCCUGGCGACACCGGGGAAAUGAAGGUCGAGUACCAGGCUCCGGUAGAUCCAGACCUCGGCUUCGUGAAACAGAACUACAUUUCGUCAAGUGGUACGAAAACAAACACGUUCGGAUCGACGACAGGGCCCGAUAUCUUCUACCAGCCUGCGCCGUGUCCGAAAGCGCCACAAGAUCGACCCGUUGGCUGCUUUCCCGGGAAUCCGGGCAAUGUGACGGGCUGCAACGCGACCAACUGGGACUCACGCCCCAGUUCAGCCUGCUACGAACCGGAUGGCCUCAACGUUCUGGAUAUUUGGCUCAGGAACCGGGCAUGCCGCGCAGGUAUCUUUACCACCCUCACCGAGGUUCAGGUUACAUUGGACGGAGUGACGACGAACCUUACGGAUGUGGGGCCAAUCCCAGACUGCGAUGCGAGCUCUGACCUGCGAGUAUGCUUUUACGUGCCCGGGUUCGGCACCGCAUCCAAUUGGGUUGCGAACGCCAUCUACAACUUCGGAGCCGUGAGCCCACAAUGUGUGGCCGUGGCCACCGAGAAAGGGCUCAAUGUGACGGAAGCAUGCUUCGACACUGUGCAGGGGCAGUGCCAGACGAUUGCCUCGAAUUCUUCGCAAACGGCACGGGGGGUUUGCGGUUCGUCGACGGAGCUGAACAGUGUGGACAUCCAAGCCCGGCAGUUUACGGGUGUUUUCUAA